Rubroshorea leprosula is the source of this 755-nucleotide messenger RNA. The record is from the annotation of a GenBank genome assembly. Lineage: Eukaryota; Viridiplantae; Streptophyta; Magnoliopsida; Malvales; Dipterocarpaceae.
GAAAACGCCACACACUUAGUCGAUGGGCGCCUCUUUCAUCACCACCGGGGAAUCAUCUUCAUCCGAUCUUCCUCAUGGCGGAUCCUCAUUUAUCGCCCCAGGCUCCUGCUGUCCAAGUUCUGCUCCUCAAAUCAAACAACUACCAGGAAAACCAGGGCACUGAUCUUGACCGGGUGCUGGAUCGGCUCGAGAAGUUUCUGACGUUUUUCGGAUUCAAACAGUCUUCAGCGUUGAGUUUUUUGCUGUCUUGGGCGGAUUUUGUGGUGGUCGAGGUUUUGCUUCCGGUUCUAAUGCUGGAGUUUUCUCAGUGCUCCUGUUGCGAGAAGUAUUAGAUUGCAAAUUUUGAGCUCGACAUUGUCGCUUCUUAGAUGUGUUUGGCUGCCAUUUCCCUGCUCUGCCUGUCGCAUAAUCUAAGAAAAUAUGGCAUAAGGAAGUUUCUAUUUGUUGAUCGAUCCUGUGGCCAUGUGGCUUCGCUUAACGACCUAUACAUAAAGCAGAUUAAGGAGUCAAUGUGCCUGUUCGUAUUGUGGUUAUUGCCAUGUUUGAUUUUGAAGACUGCACGUGAAAUCAUACGAAUUUUAUAUGUGCAGCGUGAAUCUUGAUGGCUCUCUGUUGCUAUUUUAUUCACUUUGGUUCUAUCCUGGACUUAUGUGAGUACCAUAAGUCUAACUGCCAGCAUUUUGUUUCAUUUAAUCUGUAACUUGCAAGUUAUUCACUUUGAAGAUUAUGCAAAGCUCCUAGAAAGAGAAUCUAAU